AUGACGCAGCGCAUUAUAGACCUACGUAAGAGUUGUGGAUUGUAUGAUGCUUUGAGCAACAACUGUGAACACCUUGCCACCUUUGUGCGUUAUGGAGUGAAGGUUGCACUGCAGGUAAGUAUCUUUUAUAAUCAUGCUUCAUCAUUUAUUCCCAGAGGAACAGAUCAGAACUUUUGUGAAGAUUCUUGCCGCUUUGAGAAUAUUAACAUUCAUAUUUUAUGUUCACUAAACUUGAUGCUUGCAGCUUUUCAUUCUUUCACACUCUUAAUCAAUAAUAAAAUCACCUCUUGUCUGUUCUGUUCACAGAUAGGUAUGACCGCUGAAGGCAUCUGCAUUGACGAGUGGAGGAUGAAGAGAAAACACAUGCUAGAGUUCGUUAAAAACUCCCUACAAGGGAACAACGCUCCAGCUGCAGGCCCCAGUGGAGGCUGA
Messenger RNA from Xyrichtys novacula (pearly razorfish), 432 nucleotides. Lineage: Eukaryota; Metazoa; Chordata; Actinopteri; Labriformes; Labridae. The record is from the annotation of a GenBank genome assembly.